AUGGCGAUGCAAGCCACGUCCGAACGACCUAAAGCGUCUCUACUCACCCUUCCCUACGAGCUCCUCGAGCAGAUCUUCGAACACCUCUUCCAACGCCCAGAAGGACCGAUCAUAGUCAAAGGCCAUGAAAUCCUCUUCCGCCACCACUCCGACAAAGCCCGUCCUCUCGUCGGAGAACGACCACGCGCUUACCUGCUCCCCAACAGCUCGAAUGGAGAAAAAUCCCCCUCCCUCUACAGCACACAUCCCCUCGGGCAGGUGAACACCCAACUCCGACGCGAGAUCUCGACGUUCCUACGCACCGCCGCCGUCGACGUCGUAACGAGGGUGGAAGGAUUCGAUCACAGCCAUUUGAUAACUCUCCUCAAAUCCCUCCCGCCGACGAAACUGAAAUCUCUCACCGUCGACCCCGACGCAGACGCGGAGCACACCCGGACUCUUCGCAUCCACCUCUCUCCCGCAUACACCCCAGCCUGGACAACGCACCUCACCGCGUACCUCACCGCCAUCUCCGCCCUCAUCCCCCAAGAUCAAGAAAUCUCCACGGCCAUCGCCCUGCUUCCCCAGCCCGAAGCGCAUCGUCCUCAUCUGGGGGUGUUGUACACGCUGUAUCGCCAUUGGAAGGAGGGGAUGCGUGAGGGGCCGGCGAGGGAGGAGGUGAGGAAGAUUUUGGGGGUGUUUUGGGCGAGGGUGAGGGGGGAGGGGGUUUGCAUGACGGGGCGGUGGAAGAUGAGGGAGAGAGAUGGGAAGUUGGAUGCGUUUGAGAGGGAUCUGUUGUGGUUGGGAGGGAUGUGGAUGUAUAUAGCUGGUGCGAAUGUUCGUCGAUUGGAUAUUCAGGAGUCUAACUUUUCCCUCGACUUGGCGAGUGCGCAGCGAAACAAGAGACACGUAGAUAGACAGAUGGAUUGGAUGUGCUCAAACGUCUCCAGCUCUCAUCAACCAUGCACAAGCGGCGCAAGAAACCUACGCCGUCAAGUCUACCACCGAACCUAUUCAUUCAUCCGCGCAGAGGAACGGAGACAACAUUACAUCCGAUCGCAACUCUCGCCUGAGGGGAAAUCUGUGGCACGCUCCCGCGCAAACGGCUCGCUUUAUACAGAUCAUCCGAGGGUCAGGUUUAGGGGAGGCGAGGGGAACAAUCUUCUACUUCAGCGCAGGAUUGUGCUUCUAGUCGGGAGGGAGGUGGACUCGCGUGGGUUUGAGGCCCAGGCACCGCGCUGCUACAACGAAGUUUGGGCGACUUGCGGUUAUCUGCGAAGGUGUUUCCUCCAGCGUAGCUUGCAUCAGUCUCGGCUCGAAGUGCUCGUGGGUCGAAUGAACCCUCGAUUGCUUCUUGGGCAGGCUGAUCCACGACGAAUGUUUGAAGUCACUGUCGGCCGCUUCUACUUGAGGGGAAUGUCGCUUGAAGGGAUGCUCAAGAUGCAAUUGACCAAUCAAGAGGCCUGUUUUAUGCAUCGGAGGCCGACCCACGGGAACCGAUGUCCGACACAGACAGGUGGUGUUGCUGGAGGUGCAGCAACUGGAAACAUGUGCGGUAAAAGUCGGACCCUAGAGGGAGACCAGGGGAGGAGUGAGGUGCUAUUCAUGUGGGUCAGCUUAGAAUCAGGGCGCGACAGGGAUCAGGUGGGAGCUCGUGGUUCACAAAUCCAGCCGCAGAAAGGAAGGGACAACAGACAGACGGAGGGAGUGAGAACGUGGGCAGGAGCGAGAAGAUAA
This is a messenger RNA of Zasmidium cellare ATCC 36951, 1716 nucleotides long. RefSeq lists its product as uncharacterized. The coding region runs from base 1 to 1716 and encodes 571 amino acids. The record is from RefSeq and is a predicted model, not a curated record. NCBI's taxonomy places the organism in Eukaryota, Fungi, Ascomycota, Dothideomycetes, Mycosphaerellales, Mycosphaerellaceae. The transcript is spliced from 7 exons.